Procambarus clarkii (red swamp crayfish) is the source of this 2525-nucleotide messenger RNA. The record is from RefSeq and is a predicted model, not a curated record. NCBI's taxonomy places the organism in Eukaryota, Metazoa, Arthropoda, Malacostraca, Decapoda, Cambaridae.
UAUAUACUCUCAAGCACACACUCAAACCUAAACGCAUAUUCACACACGCACACACACACACACACACACACACACACACACACACACACACACACACACACACACACACACACACAGGCACCAAUAUAUACUCUCAAGCACACACUCAAACCUAAACGCAUAUUCACACACACACACACACACACACACACACACACACACACACACACACACACACACACCAUCGAGCGGGUCACUACUCGUACCUCCAUAAACUGACAGCGCGUGGCAUGAGUCCUGGGGCGCCCUGCCCUGCCCUCGCCCCACCCACCAUGGUGCCACCCCUCCAAUGAGGCCACCAUGGGACCAGCUGCUGCGGUAGCCAGCGGCGGCAGGCGGCGCGGCGGGUGGCGGUGCCGCGGGCGGUGGUGGGCGGCGGCAGUGGUGGUGGUGGCGAUGGCAGUGUUCCUGCCUCACAACACCGCCGGCAACAUUGACCUCUACAUGACGAGCGAGGAGACCAAGCGUGUCCUGGGUCUGCCGGCGGAGCUGUACUAUGUAAGGGAGGGCGUCAUCAACAAGUACGCCCUCGAGUUCAUUGUCCCAGUACCUGCUAACUUCACCUAUAUCUACUUCACCUGGAGAAGCCUCAUCAAACGCCCGAUGCAGUACAUGGCCCACAUCGAGUACGACAACGGGGAGGCCAUGGCGCUCCCGCAGCUCAACAUCUCCAACAAGGGCCUCGUACCCGCCCGCCCCGACACCUUCAGCGUGUCGCUGCCGUGCUCGGGUCGGGUCAACGCGGAGGUGGUGGUGAACCUCCACCUCAACAUCACCACCCUCAACCGUGACCGCAACCACACCAACAUCACCAUUAAGAGGAAGAAGAUCUGCCUCAAAGAAGAGUUCGCUCCGAGGAACGAGUCGAUCUACCUGCGGCCGGAGUGGAUGUCGACGUCGCUGGGGACGCUGUACGUAGCCAUGGGCGCCGCCUGCACCUUCACCGUCCUCGUCAUCACUGUGGCCUCCGUACUCUACCUCAGAGUCAAGCGCACCAGGAACCAGGCGUCGCUCACCUGCAGGUACUACAGCGGUCCUGGCUAUGUCGGCGACACCAGCGCCGCCACCACGGGAGGCAGCGGCCGCGGCGGCACCUCCCUCAGGAGCAACUCCUACGCCACCAUCGCCUCCUUCAAGAAGGUUCCCAUCCUCACCUACGAGAAAAAGAAGAAAGCCAAGGUUUGCGCGUUGAGUGGAGGUGGUGAAUCUCUGCACUACGCUUCCUCACCGCUGUCACAGGUGUACUCCCAGCCAUAUUCCCCAGCACACUCCCUCCCAGCCUCCAGGCACUCGCAUGCCUCGUGCUGCGCCUCUUCACUACACUCACAGGCUUCUUGGCGAGACCCACGUAACAUGGACCCAAGUGAGAGGGUGCGACAGUUGGCAAUAGACAGAUGGAAGGUGGAGGUUGGUGAUGUAGUGCAAGAGGGAACAUUUGGGCGGGUGUACCGUGGGGUGUAUCGAGACCCAUAUGCCCGUGCUGCCCUCACAGUUAUUGUUAAAACAGUUUCAGGUGAGGCCUCCUCAUCACAAGCACGGCUGGUAGUGAGAGAGGGACUGCUACUGGCAGGUUUACAUCAUCAACAUCUUUUGCCUGUGCUGGGUGUAUGUCUUUCAGACCCACGACAUCCACUUCUCCUUUACCCUCAUUUGGGACUCUCCAACCUCAAAACAUAUUUGCUUGGGUGUAGUCGAGGCUCUAGUGAGGGCGUCAAACUCCUUACAAGGGACGUGGUUCACAUUGCUAUACAAGUGUGUCUAGGUCUCAUUCACCUUCAUCAACAACGACUUCUUCAUAAAGAUGUUGCUACCAGAAAUUGUUUGAUAGACUCCGAACUUCAAGUCCGGGUGUCAGACACAGCACUCGCUCGUGAUUUGUUCCCACAGGAUUACCACUGUUUGGGUGACAAUGAAAACCGGCCAGUUAAGUGGCUUAGCCUUGAGGCACUUAUUCAUAAACAGUUCACUCCUGCCAAUGAUGUGUGGAUGUUUGGUGUUCUGUUGUGGGAGUUGACAACAUUGGCUCAGCAACCUUACAUUGAAGUUGACCCUUUUGAAAUGGCUGCAUACUUAAGGGAUGGCUACCGCUUAGCCCAGCCCCACAACUGUCCUGAUGAAUUGUUUGGCAUGAUGGCCCGUUGCUGGGCACCCACUCCUGAGGACCGUGCUAGCUUCCCUCACCUUCUCUCCUGUUUACAAGAUUUCUACUCGGCUCUUGGCAAAUUCAUCUGAGUGCGUUGAUGUUUGUUACUGUGUUCACAAAUAUAGGCCUGAAACCUGGUAUUUAAUGAUUGAGUAGGUUAUAAGCAAUGUAUUUUUGUGGGAUGGGGGAUUAGAUUUGUAUCGAAUUGAUUAGAUAUAACUUCACAAAUUUUAAAUGAGCAUUUCAGAAUUAUAGUGAAAUUAAUAUUCCUAUAGAGGUAUUUUUGGUUCUUAAUUAUUAUUACUAAUACAGUACAUCAUUAUUAUUAUUAUUAUUAUUAUUA